CGCCUCUGGCUUCCCAGUCGGCGGAAACAGAAGAAGAGCGGAGGCGGAGAGCCACGUUAGUUGGUGGUUACUACUAGUAGUAGCCGGUUAGUCUUCCGCCGCAGCAGGUUGGCAGCGUCGCGAUCUCUGAAAUGAACGGGCUGGACGAGGAACCGAUGGUGCCGCAGACCUUUCUUUACGGAUGUGUCCUAGAGUCUGGAAAGGAGGUGGUGUUCAACCCGGAGGACGAUGACUUUGAGCAUCAGCUAGAUCUCAGGAUGGCCUGUGUGGACCCCAGCACAAAAGAUGAACUUCACAUGGUGGAGGUGGAAGGACAAGACACAGAGGGUCAGAAAAUCAAGGCAGCACUGGUUUCACUUAAACCCUCUACCCUCCCAAGUGUUUGUCUUGGUGGUUUCACAAUCACCCCCCCGGCAGUUUUCCGUCUGAAGGCAGGUUCUGGUCCAAUCCAUAUCAGUGGACAACACCUUGUCAUGAUGGAAGCUGAUCAGUCUUUUGAUGAAGAUGAUGAUGACGAGGAUGAAGAGGAGGAGGAGGACAUCAAAACAUCAAAGAAAAGACCUGCUUCCUCUCCUGCCCUCAAGUCUCAGAAAAAAAUGAAAAUGGACAUGGAGGAUGAAGACGAUGACGACGAAGAUGAUGAGGAUGAUGAGGAUGACGAAGAGGAUGAUGAUGAGGAGAGUGAGGAGGAGGAAUCACCUGUUAAGGCCAAGCCAACACCAUCCAAACAACCAGCCCCUGCUCAGAAUGGCAAGAGUUUAAAACCCAACACUCCAGCCAAAAAGCAGGAAAAGACCCCUAAAGGUAAGGGUGACAAGUCACCCAAAACCCCACCAACCCCAAAGGAAAACUUAACACUUCCUGAGAUUAAAGCCAAGUUGAUGGAAGCGGUGAAGAAGGGCGUGACAUUACCUAAAGCUCAGCACAAGUUUGAGAACUUCUUGAAGCAUGGUCAUAGAGUCUCAGAUGCCAAGGUUGUUGCAGAGAUGUGGAAGUGGAGACAGACGGUGAAGGAUGCUAAAUAACAGUCUAAAUAACAGUAGUUUUAUUAUCUCUUUUUAUGACUUGUUUAUAUCCAUAGCACCUCAAACCAUCUGAAACCAAACUCAGUGCCUCACAGUUGUCAUGAAUUCAUUCAAAAUCUAAUCCAGCUCCACCUGCCCUCCUGUAUGAAGAGACUGGAUAGGUAGUGCUGUGGAUGGUGCUGGUGCACUGUGCUGAUGCAUUGUCUUUCCACCUCCCUCAAGCUCUCAUUGGGGGCAGAGAAAUUACUUUACUUUACUUUUCUAAUUUAGCCCUAGGAGAACCAUCUUACAAAUUUGCAUCAUUGUAAAUGUGUAAAUAAAAUCCUCACUAGAUUUUUGGCAGAAUUGUAUGCAGGAACAAUAAAAAUGCAUCAGAUCACUAUACACAAGACUAGUAACAAAGCAGUCCAAGAACGUUUAACUUCAAAUCCAUUCAAUAAAAACACUGGCUAAUAUUGGCCAUAGUUGCAUCAUUUGUCAGUUUUGGAAGGGUAGAAUUGUUGCCUGACAUCGGAAGUGAUGAUCACAAUAUUGAUUUGUUUAGUAACAUUAGCAUAAAAGUAAACUUUGCACUUUUUAAAAAUGUUUUGAAUAUUUGUGCUAUUGUGAGAUUCUAUGGUAAAGAUCAAGAAACACCUUUUUUUUGUUUGAAACAUUGUAUCAGAAUUCAGAGGGUUCUUAUUUUUCAUGUAUUUUACCGUCCAGAAAUAGUCAACCAUUUUGGUAUUAAGCCACAAGCUCCAUUAGCCUUUGAGAGCAAAGUAAAAAGUGCAGCACCCGACACAUCUCAUCUCUAUUGGCCUAUGUGGAGAUUGGUCUUUUGUGUUCCAUCUCCUUCUGUUGCCAUGACUACUGAUAGCCCAUAGGACAAAAGUUAAGUACUUACUCUGUGAGUGACUGAGUGAAGGAAUUUGCAAAUUUUUUUAUUUUUUUUUUUUUAAGCUGCUAAAAUUUUCCGAACCACAUGUUGCAAAUGUGUUGAAUUCAGUGUUCUACAUUGUAAUACUCUUAAGAAAUACCCACCUGCAGUCAAAGUUUAAUGAAGCCACAAAUUCUGUUCUCAUUUGAGCGGUUGAAGUUAGAUGAAAAAUGUAAAUGUAGGUGCAUUGUUAAAGCAGAAGAUCAUUCCAUGUUAGCAAGAAACAAGUGAGUUUGUUUGACUUUAAAUAUGCUGUUGGUUUGGACGAACUAUCCCGAGAUUGAUUAAAUAAAAACAAAUAA
Messenger RNA from Xiphias gladius (swordfish), 2246 nucleotides. RefSeq names its product nucleophosmin 1a (gene npm1a). The coding region runs from base 132 to 1025 and encodes 297 amino acids. The record is from RefSeq and is a predicted model, not a curated record. The transcript has 11 exons. Gene Ontology annotation, cellular component: centrosome; cytoplasm; nucleoplasm. NCBI's taxonomy places the organism in Eukaryota, Metazoa, Chordata, Actinopteri, Istiophoriformes, Xiphiidae. Gene Ontology annotation, molecular function: chromatin binding; RNA binding; histone binding. Gene Ontology annotation, biological process: ribosomal small subunit export from nucleus; regulation of centrosome duplication; ribosomal small subunit biogenesis.